GGCACCAGCGCCUGCGCCCAGGCCAGCGCCGUUGCCAGCGCCGACGCCAGCACCAACGCAUGCGCCUACCCCUUUGCCAGCACCGACGCCAGGACCGGCAGCUUCCCCGAUGGCCUCUCCCGCAUGGGCCUUGACGGCUGCACGGACGGCAGCGGCGCGGCGGCGCCGACAGAAGCACGUAGCUUCCACGGCAGCACUGGCCACGGCACUGACAGCGUCCCUGGCGGCCUCGCCCAUGCGAACGUCGACGGCAGCACCUUCGGCAGUGCCCAAUGCAUCUGACAGAAGUGUCGAAUGCAGCUCCCGCGACUCCGGUGCGCAGCAUGACGGGCUCCAGCAAUGCGACUCUGUGCUGCGCGACGGAUUUCUGCAGUACCACUUUGCGCAGCGUGCGACGCUGUGAUACGACGGAGCGCCGCGCCCUCGGCUCCGAUAUCCGAGUUUUCGCCGUGCGACAGAUGCCGGCACCACGACUUCGAGAGCACGGCGGUGCUGGGCAUGGCGGACCAGCACUGCUAGGUGCAGCGCGGCGGCUUGCAUCGGCAUGGCGCUGAACAGCAGGACAGCUCGCCAGCAGCACCGCGCCCGUGCAGCCCCAGCACCCGCAGACGCAACCGCAGCCGCCUCGACAGCCCGAGGACGAAUGGGACUCAAUGUAGCCCUCUUGGGCUUUGCGUUGAUCUCUGGACGGUCUGGGGUUCUUCUGUGGGGCCUCAGGUUCUUCCGUCUCUUGGGUCCGUUUCUGGUCGCCGUCAGGUUCUGCCCUCAGGACUUGCGUUCGAAUCGCGCCUGGUGCACGGAGGGAGCAACGAGGGGCAUCGACAUCGCUGGGCACCACGUCGUGGGGCUGCAGCACGGCGCGGAGCAGCGCGACCGGGUGCGGAAGGACAAGACGGACCUCUCCUGGCGCGACCGGUCGAUGUGAGUUGUGUCGGCGGCCCUCCUGGCUUGGGACGCCCGGCGAAAGCACGCUUGCGCCGCCUCCUCUACUCCUGCCCCCCUCUCGUCCCCUCCGCCUCCCUCUUCUUCUAAUGCUGUGCACGGGCAGCGCGUGUGGGUUUUAGCUCGCGGCCGCGGUCGGCCGACUUCACGGGCCGCUCUUGCCGCCCGGUUCUCGCCCUUUCGCCGCAUGGGCUCGGCCCCCCGGUGCUGCGGGGCACGUCCGUGCCUCAUUUCUUGAAUUUGGUAGUCUACAGAUAUCGGCGAGUGCUUGCACCCAUUCAGCUUAUUGUUGUUUGAAUCCUAUACACCCAGCCUACCUGCUGGAUUGCUCUCUCCUGCUGUCGUCUCCCCCAUCCUUCGCUCCUCCUUGUCCUCCUCGCUGUGUCCUCCUCAGGUUUCACGUAGUGCUGGAGGUUUGAAUCAGCCGCUCAGGCCAUGCGCUGAUCAGGCUGGUGCGCUUUACACGGGAUUCGUUUCACUUAAUUAGGGUCUCGAGGUGGUUCCACGGACGCGGUGGUUGCCUGGCGACCAUCUCUGGAGUUACUUGUUCGUGCACUGUCCGGGUCGCCCCAGGCGCUUUGUCACGUGAGCUACUGCGGCAUGGGGUUUGAGGGAA
This is a messenger RNA of Prorocentrum cordatum, 1558 nucleotides long. Lineage: Eukaryota; Dinophyceae; Prorocentrales; Prorocentraceae. The record is from the annotation of a GenBank genome assembly.